Molecule: messenger RNA, 2199 nt
Organism: Tarenaya hassleriana
Lineage: Eukaryota; Viridiplantae; Streptophyta; Magnoliopsida; Brassicales; Cleomaceae
Exons: 4
Coding region: 319-1314 (331 amino acids)
Source: RefSeq, a predicted model, not a curated record
UCUGGAACUUUGCGCUCUUCGUUACUUUAUCUUCACAGUUUCUUGUGAGUUCUUUUAUGGUUAAUUUUCCGCAGAUUAGAAUAAGCAAAUGGGGGAGAGAUUGCGAAAGACUGUUUGGGGUUGAAAUCCAUGGCGAAAUCAAUUAUGUAUCAUCUCUGACCAUUGAAUUUCAUUGCGGAAUUGGGUUUGAAUUUUUGGGCAAAAUUUUGAAACUUUCUGGUGUCAGCUGUUAAUCUGAGGAUUCUGUUUUAUUUUUUGUGAACCAUUUCCAAAGAUACUGUCAUCAUCGAGGUGACAGUACGGAAUUCACCUCUGGGAAUGUUCGAACCCAAUGGAGAUGUCGCAUAUUACGCAUUUCACAAGUUUGGAGAUAAUGGGUGCUUGAUGAAAUUCGUUGUCUGUGAUUUUACCCAUCCGACAAGUUCCUUCUAUCACACCCUUUGUCUUCGCGAAGAAGACAGAGAAGGUUGUGAAGUUGUCGGAAGAGUCCCUGAGCAAAUCAGUAGAAGCUCUUCUGGAUCGCACCUUAAAUACGAAUCUCGGAAACCAUCUGUUUGUGAGUCGAGUUGUCUGCAGCAUUGGUUCAAGAACUGGCAAGAAAAGAGGAAGCACAAGCUAACAGCCAGUACUUUUGCUCAGGCGAUCGGUUUCUUUCCUCGCCGUAGAGUCCAGCUGUGGCUGGAGAAAAUCGGGGCAAUCAAGCCAUUCUCCGGCAACAUGGCCACCGCUUGGAGCAACGUUAAGGAGCCAACGGCUCUGGAGAAAUAUAAGCUGAUAACUGGAUGCAGUGUUACCCAUCCCGGGUUUCAAAUGUAUGGCGAGAAAAACCCGGAAUACGAUUGGAUCGGAGCCUCCCCUGAUGGAGCCAUUGAUGGUAAUGUAUAUGGGUUAUCUUCUGGAGGCGUUCUAGAGAUAAAAUGCCCCUACUUUGACGGAGAGAGACAACCAGUUCCAUGGAAGAGGGUUCCGUUGUAUUAUUUUCCACAAGCUCAAGGCCUGAUGGAGAUAAUGGACAGAGACUGGAUGAAUUUGUACUGUUGGACUACCAGGGGUAGCAGUUUAUUCAGAAUCGACCGAGAUCCUGAAUACUGGUAUGCCGUGAAAGUAGCAGUUUCCGAUUUCUGGUGGAAAAAUGUCCAACCAGCAAGAGACAUAUACACUAAUUCCGUAAUCACUGAGCCACUCGCGGAGUUAAGAGAGUUCAGGCCAGCACCAAGGCAUGAACUAUGUCCCUAUAUUGUGAAUGAGAGUCGGAUAAUCAGAGAAAACUCAAAGUUACUGAUGCGUGAAAUUGACGAUAAAAUGGUAGGCUGAAUUGCUGCUGACGUGUUCUCGGACACGGUCCUGGAUUUAGAUCUCUAGAAGAUGCUUAGCAACAUUUGCAUAUGGACAAGGUAGUAAGAAAGGUAUGAUGUUGAGAUGUCUGUUCCACUUUAUUUAAGCUUUCCAUAACUCUUAGCAGAAGCUUAGAACUGGAAUAAGCUUAUGGUGCUCUCAUUCGGAACAGAAGCCAUGAUCAUAACUCGGAAACAUAACGUUUUUAGUGUGAAAUAUGAUGCUUAACUUGGAAAAGGUUUGAAAUUGAUUGCCUGUGACAAUGGAGUUUUCCUCAUGUCAAUAUGUUUCAUAUCCAUCCAUCUUUUCAGCUUUAGAUGAAUUCUGUUCCGGGAUAAAACCUUGAGGGGCGACACUGGACUUGGCUCGGCGAAUUUUGCAAGAGGGUCAGAUGAGAAAAGGCCAGUGGCAGGCACAACCUUGAGCUUGAGACGGCCGGUUCUACGCCAAUAACACGACCUCGUGAGAUUUUUGGUGUAAUUUUCUUCAGAGAUCAGAGUUUUGCUCUGUCUGCCUGUUUUCCCAAACCAGAAGGAUGCCAUGGAUGACCCAUGAGUCACUGAACCAUACGGUGGAGCCGGGGCCUUCACCCGAUCCAUUUCGAAAACGUGUAACCCAACACAGGGGGUACACAAAUAUCUCCAUUAAUCUAUUUUAAUGAUGGUUACUUCUCGUGCCAUUUGUACAGUCUGUAUCUUGUUUUCAUAGUUUUAUUUAUUGUAGGUUAAAAUUUAAUUUAUUAAGCUAAUAAUGUAAAGUAAGGGAAUUGGUUUAGUAAGAUAUGAAAAAGAAGAAAAACCCAGAAAACUCCAACAAUGUAAACUGUAAAAAUGCGAGAGAAGUGAAAGGAGAAACAAAAAAAUA